Molecule: messenger RNA, 2108 nt
Organism: Macadamia integrifolia
Lineage: Eukaryota; Viridiplantae; Streptophyta; Magnoliopsida; Proteales; Proteaceae
Product: probable mitochondrial-processing peptidase subunit beta, mitochondrial
Exons: 11
Coding region: 204-1715 (503 amino acids)
Biological process (GO): proteolysis
Cellular component (GO): mitochondrion
Molecular function (GO): metalloendopeptidase activity; metal ion binding
Source: RefSeq, a predicted model, not a curated record
ACCAACUAACCUAACGUUUGAAGUUUGAAGUUUGAACUUUCAAUUUCCAGCUGAGGCUGAAGAACUCUGAAGCAGGGCUCAGCUUAGGCGGGCAAAUCCUUCUCACAGUAUAUGUGGAUCUUCAUCUUCGUUAAGUAUAUCAUUUGCAGUUCAAAUCAAGGAAUUUUGUGCAGUGGCGGUAGCUCUUGCGCUUAAACUCCGUCAUGGCAUCAACUUCCUCAUCUAUAGUUGCCAGAAGAAUCAAAAUCCUAGUUUCCUCCUUUAGACCUUCGUCCUGCUCCUUAUCAACCCUGCCAACACCUCUCGAAGAGAACCCAUCAGGACACGAAGAGUCUCGCUUUCUAACUCACAAUUCCCCCGACGCCAAAGUCUUCGAUCACUCCGCAAUCCUCCGUUUCCCAGAAGUCCAAAUCUCCACACUCCCUAAUGGCAUCCGUGUUGCAACCCAGAGAUCUGUAAGCAACAAUCAUACUGCCUCAGUGGGUGUUUGGAUCGAUACUGGUAGCCGAUUUGAAGCUCCAGGUACCAAUGGUACUGCUCACUUCCUGGAACACAUGGUCUUCAAGGGCACUCGACGACGCUCCUCUGCUGCCAUUGAGCAGGAAAUUGAGAACAUGGGUGGACAUCUAAAUGCAUAUACGUCACGGGAGCAGACGACUUUUUAUGCUAAUGUGCUCCGUGAUGAUGUCCCCGUUGCCAUUGAUAUCCUUGCUGAUAUGCUGCAGAAUUCCAAGUUUGGUGAACAUGCUAUAAAGCGGGAACGUGGGGUUAUCCUCAGAGAGAUGGAAGAAGUCCAACGUCAGACUCAAGAAGUGUUAUUUGAUCAUUUGCAUUGGGCGGCUUUCAGAAACAACCCAUUAGGGAACACAAUUUUAGGGCCACCGGAGAACAUACGGACUAUCUCAGGGGAUGAUUUGUGUCAAUACAUCUCUACCCAUUAUACUGGACCUAGAAUGGUUGUAUCUGCUGCUGGUGCUGUUAAACAUGAUAGGAUUGUUGAUCAAGUCAGUAGAUUUUUCAAGCGGAUUCCUUAUGAUCCAACUACUGCACCUCAGUUGAUUGAUAAAAAUCCAGCUAUAUUCACUGGUUCCGAGGUUCGUGUGGUGAAUAAUGAUAUGCCUGUUGCACACGUUGUGAUUGCUUUCAAGGGGGCCGCUUGGGCUGAUCCAAGCUCCAUCCCUCUGAUGAUGUUGCAAUGUUUGCUUGGUUCUUGGGACAAAAAUGUCGGUGUUAGUAAUUAUUCAGGCUCAGGGUCAGAGUUUAUCAGAAGAAUUAGCAAAAAUGAAUUGGCUGAGAGUGUGAUGGCUUUCAAUACUAAUUAUCAUGACACAGGACUGUUUGGCAUCUAUUCCACUGCCAAGCCAGAAUGCCUGCACGAUUUAUCAAUUGCAAUAAUGCAAGAGUUCUGCAGAUUGGCAUACAAAGUUUCAGAGGCAGAGGUAGUACGAGCUCAAAAUCAGUUGAAAUCUUCCCUUUUACUUCAUAUUGAUGGAACCAGUGCAAUUGCUGAAAAUAAUGGACGUCAGAUUCUGACAUAUGGGCGUGUAAUCCCAUACUCGGAGUUAUUUGCACGAAUAGAUGGUGUUGAUGCUUCCACAAUAAAAGAGAUGGCAGAGGAAUUCAUAAUCAAUAAGGAUGCUGCCAUUGCUGCGAUUGGACCAAUUCAUCAGUUGCCUGACUAUAACUGGUUCUGCUCUCAGACACGUAUCAAGUGAAUGCCAGGAUAUGGAACCUUACAUGAUUAUGAAUUGUGAAGCAACAACUGUUUGGCUUUGUUCACAGACUGCUUUGAUUACAAAUCACUUAAUCCAGCCAGACCCAGCCCACUCAUGAACAGCAGCGCUCUUAAUGAAUGGGAGCCAAACUCUAUUUGACAUUGAGCCAGGUUUUGAGGUGUUAAGGGUCUUAAUCUGUGGAAAAAUGCCAAGUUGAAAUCACUUUGAUGGAACUAAAAGAUGCUACCCUUUUAGGGUAUUAAUGCUUUCUCUCCACCGUGGAUGAAUCUAGACCACAAUGUCCAAUCAUUACUCGGCCAUCAGAAAAAAUCGCCUUAUUGAAUUACAUGUUUUACUAUUAAUUUAUUAUAUGGAAUAGAGUUUGUUUUUGUA